This is a messenger RNA of Hippoglossus stenolepis (Pacific halibut), 1160 nucleotides long. RefSeq names its product proteasome 20S subunit beta 1 (gene psmb1). Gene Ontology annotation, cellular component: proteasome core complex. Bases 112 to 825 code for a protein of 237 amino acids. The record is from RefSeq and is a predicted model, not a curated record. Lineage: Eukaryota; Metazoa; Chordata; Actinopteri; Pleuronectiformes; Pleuronectidae. The transcript is spliced from 6 exons.
UGGCUGAAUAGUCGGGUUAGCGGACAGUAAAAGAAGAGAGUGCCAUAUUGCAGUGAUACAGCGACUUUAGCAGAAAGAAGCGUGAGAGCGGAUUGUGUUCCUGAAACAAAGAUGAUUUCAUCGCAGUCGUUUGGAGAAUCGGGCAAAAUGAAGGAGUAUCAUUACAGUGGUCCCGUAGAGCAGCGCUUCUCACCGUACUCUUUCAACGGAGGAACUGUACUGGCUGUUGCCGGGGAGGACUUCGCCAUCGUAGCCUCAGACACUCGGCUGAGUGAAGGCUACUCAAUCCACAGUCGGGACUCACCAAAAUGCUACAAGCUGACAGACACAACUGUCAUCGGCUGCAGCGGUUUCCAUGGAGACUGCCUGACUCUGACCAAAAUCAUUGAUGCCAGACUAAAGACGUACAAACAUUCAAACAACAAGAUAAUGACAUCCGGAGCCAUCGCAGCCAUGUUGUCUACCAUCCUGUAUGGCAGGAGGUUCUUCCCCUACUACGUAUACAACAUCAUUGGAGGACUGGAUGAGCAUGGUAAGGGAGCAGUGUACAGUUUUGACCCAGUGGGCUCUUAUCAGAGAGACACCUACAAGGCUGGAGGAUCUGCAAGUGCCAUGCUACAGCCGCUGCUUGACAACCAGAUUGGUUUUAAGAACAUGGACGGUGUGGAGCAUGUCCCUCUGACUCAGGACAAGGCAGUGCAGCUGGUCAAAGAUGUCUUCAUCUCGGCUGCGGAGAGGGAUGUCUACACCGGAGAUGCCCUUCGGAUCUGCAUCAUCACUAAGGAGGGCAUUAAGGAGCAGACAAUACCUCUGAGGAAAGAUUGAGGAGUAAAAAUGAUUUUUCCAUCUGCCUCUGCUUUCUUCUUUAGUCUGUUCUUUCCACCAUCACCCUGUUGGUUUGGCCUCUUUUAGAUCAUGUUUCUUUGAACAUGAGUUCUGAUUCAGAAGUUGGUUUGGCCCCUCAUGUGAGGCUUUAUAACAUCCUUGCUUUUAUUGGCUUGGCAACCUGAUUUUUAGAUCAGCACUCCUGUUCUGAGAAGCGAGUUCUUCACCCACCGUUCCCUUGACUCUGCCUCUGUCUGGAUUUUUCAUUAGGGUUUUGGAAAGACACAUACUCUGCUAUUAUUUUUACAUUCUUAAUAAAUGUAAAGAACUGAAAA